CGAGGGAGACUGUCCAACAAUUUCUCAACGCCUCUCGUAUAGGAAACAUUGAUCUUUUGAAGAAGUUGGCCACCAGGCUUGAUGAAGGGAAGGGAUUGUCGAGGACGGUGGCUGAUAUUAAGGAUGCUAAUAAGCGAGGAGCACUUCAUUUUGCGGCAAGAGAGGGAAAGACUGAGGUCUGCAAGUAUCUGCUCGAAGAAUUAAAGCUCGAAGUAGAUACGAAAGAUGAAGAUGGGGAAACCCCACUUAUUCAUGCUGCCCGACAAGGACACACCGAUACUGCAAUAUACCUUAUUGAGAGUGGUGCUAAUCCUGCGAUAGCAAGUGACUUAGGGGCCACAGCUCUUCAUCAUUCUGCAGGCAUUGGAAAUAUUGAGCUGCUAAAGUUUUUACUUUCAAAAGAUCCUGAUGUUAAUUCCCAGAGCGAUGCGGGCACCCCUUUGAUUUGGGCUGCCGGUCAUGCCCAACAGGAAGCUUUAAAACUGCUCCUUGAACACCGUGCUAAUCCCAAUGCUGAAACUGACGAUGAUAUUACCCCCCUCUUGUCAGCAGUGGCUGCUGGUUCUCUGGCUUGCUUGGAUUUGUUGAUUCAGGCAGGUGCGAAAGUAAAUGUUAGUGCUGGUGGAGCAACCCCUCUACACAUUGCUGCUGAUAGUGGAAACCUUGAAAUUAUAAAUAGUUUGUUACAAGCUGGGGCCGAUCCUAAUGCCACUGAUGAGGAUGGGGUAAAGCCAAUACAGGUUGCAGCAGCUAGAGGUAGUCGGGAAGCUAUUGAGAUUCUGCUUCCCUUGACUUCAGAAGUUAAGGCAAUUCCCAAUUGGACCACUGAUGGAGUACUCGAGUAUAUGCAGAAUGAAACCAGCAAAGAUCAGGUGGUUUCCAGAAAUCUCGAGGAGGUUAACAAACAUACAGACUCCACAGCACGAGAGCAAGAUUUGCCUGAGGUGUCACCUGAAGCAAAGAAGAAAGCAGCAGAAGCAAAAUCUAGAGGCGAUGAUGCUUUCAAAACAAAGGAUUUUCAUACAGCAGUCGAUGCCUAUACACAGGCAAUCGAUCUGGAUCCGUCUGAUGCUACAUUACUUUCCAACCGAAGUCUAUGUUGGAUACGGUUAGGUCAAGCUGAACAAGCCUUAGCAGAUGCUAAGGCCUGCAGAGCAUUGAGACCAGAUUGGCCUAAAGCUUGCUAUCGGGAAGGUGCAGCUUUGCGUUUAUUGCAGAGGUUUGAAGAAGCAGCAAAUGCUUUCUACGAGGGUGUCCAGCUCAAUCCUGAAAGCAUGGAAUUAGUCAGUGCCUUCAGAGAAGCAGUCGAAGCGGGUAGAAAGUUCCAUGGUAAAGAUAAACAAAAAUCAUAAUCCAGCAUCUGUGGCUGAUUCUAGAAAUAGUCAGGUCUGGUGUUGAUGAGGAUCCUUUUUUGUGCUUCUGUUUUUGUUAUAUACAGUAAUGAUAGUGUUGAUUUUGAUAGAGAAGUUGAGUUGAGGUGUGGAAUUCACAAUGGGUAGACUCUCUAUAGAAUAACUUAAAAUGACUUUUUAUUUUUUAUUAUUCAAUUUAUUUGAUAAUGAGUCAAUAU
Messenger RNA from Momordica charantia (bitter melon), 1570 nucleotides. The record is from RefSeq and is a predicted model, not a curated record. NCBI's taxonomy places the organism in Eukaryota, Viridiplantae, Streptophyta, Magnoliopsida, Cucurbitales, Cucurbitaceae.